CUUCCACUAACAUACGAGACCCCCCCAAAAGGGGAAAGACCCACCCCCCAUAACCCCGGUUAUUGUUAUUGUCAGUCACUUGAUUGGGACGAUACUCCCCUUCCAUUAUACUCUUGACACCGUACCUCCAUAAUGCUUGUUUUGGUCUUGGGAGACUUGCAUAUCCCGCAUAGGGUCAGCUCAUUGCCACCUAAAUUCAAGAAGUUAUUAGUUCCUGGACGAAUUCAGCACAUUCUCUGCACAGGGAACCUUUGCACCAAGGAGAGCUAUGACUACCUCAAAACCCUUGCCUCAGAUGUUCACGUCGUCCGUGGUGAUUUUGAUGAGACCAGUUAUCCAGAACAAAAAGUAGUAACUGUGGGGCAGUUUAGGAUUGGAUUGUGUCAUGGUCAUCAAGUGGUUCCUUGGGGUGACCCAGCAUCCUUGUCUCUCAUCGCUCGACAGUUAGAUGCAGACAUCCUUAUUUCGGGUCACACCCAUAAAUUUGAGGCAUUUGAAGCAGAAGGGCGCUUCUUCAUUAAUCCUGGCUCAGCUACUGGAUCUUACAGUGCCCUAGAUGGAGAGAUCACACCAUCCUUUGUUUUGAUGGAUAUCCAGAGCUCAACAGUCGUCACGUACGUUUAUCAAUUGGUGGGGGAUGAAGUAAAGGUAGAGAGGAUAGAGUAUAAGAAAGCCAAUUGAACGGUAGCCAUCGUCAUUUAGUCGCCACCUUGUGUCAUGCGAGGCAAGAUUAUGGCUUGUGAAUGUAAUGUAUGUUUAUACUUUACAUAUGUAUAUUUAUGCUAUAAAAAAUGUUACAUGUUUUAUAAGGUAUGUAGACUUAGCAUUUAUUCAGUUUCCUCCAAAGGUGACCCUUAGAAAUGUAAUUCAGUUUCACUUGACAGCAACUAAGAAUUCAUUUAUCAUAUCAUUUUAUAGUAUUGAAGUUUGUUGUAAAUACUGCAUUUUAUUUGUAUGAAAUUAUU
Macrobrachium nipponense is the source of this 965-nucleotide messenger RNA. RefSeq names its product vacuolar protein sorting-associated protein 29 (gene Vps29). Bases 133 to 681 code for a protein of 182 amino acids. Gene Ontology annotation, cellular component: endosome; retromer complex. Lineage: Eukaryota; Metazoa; Arthropoda; Malacostraca; Decapoda; Palaemonidae. The transcript is spliced from 4 exons. Gene Ontology annotation, biological process: intracellular protein transport; retrograde transport, endosome to Golgi. The record is from RefSeq and is a predicted model, not a curated record.